AUAUAUACAACAAUCCAACUUUGCCUAACUCUCUCCCACUUGAUCACAAUACAUGCCAAAUCUCAUAAUAUCUACAUUAUCAAAUCACCACAUCCGCAUCAUUAACAGCAACGUCUAUUCCAUCGAUUCGCAAUCUCCUUGAAAGACCCAUCGUUGGACCAACAGGCGAGUCACAAACCACAGACGUCAUCUCGAAUCUCUCUAGCAAGCUACGUUACUGGCUCCUGGUCUAUACACGCGCAACUCCAAUGAGUCUGCUGGUGCGGUUUGGUUAGACUCCAACUCGUAGCGUUCACAAGAGAGGCCCCCAUAUUAAUUCUCCCACUUUUCUUUGCCUUUGUAACGCGGACAAAUCGAGGCACAUGCAAAUUCUGCUCGCAGACUGUACAGCAAGUGUGCGUCAGAGAGCAGGUCCGUAUCCGACGAAAGGGUAUAGGGGCCCUAGGUCUGCACUAGGCAGCACUGUGACCAGAGUCUAGCUGUAGGAGCAUCGAGGGAGGAAACAACAGAGCAGGGAAAGUGGUAGGGGUACUCGGAGCUAGGUUCACAGUAGGGGAUGGGUAAGGUGGGGAAGUAGGAGGUGGUGGCGGCUGCGCCGGGUAUCCGACCGGGACAGCCAACUGUUCAGAAGAUGAAAAGAGAUAGCCGGAGAGAAUGAGAAAGAAACGAAUGGAAUGGAAAGGCAGUCAGGUUAGCAGCUAGUGGGGGAGGCCAGGGACGAGGCAAGGCAAGCGAUUUAGCUGCUGCUGGUUCGGCGAGACACGAGUUGGAGUGCCGAGAGAGCAGCCGAGGUCCCGUUGCGCCGGGAUAGGCGUCAUGAAAGCGCGCCAGUUGACCGAGUGCACCUCCCGUAGCACGAAAUCGCGUAUUUGCUGCCGCAGGAUUUAACGUUGACCCUGUUGUUGUCUGUCUUCGUGGCAAGGACCCGCGCGUCCAACGAUCCUGGCUGUCACUUCGCCCUCGUUGCCCCAGUGCCGGAUCUCUGGCGUUCGGAGAAAGGAGUCCAAGUUUCGAGACAGUGUAUUCCGAGUGAUAUGACAAACGUGUUUUGUUUCUUCGUCAAGUGAUCACGGAUGUACCUCAACCGCUCCGCUGGUGAUAUAGGACAAAUGGGUGUGUGUGUUUGUGUAUGUGCAGAGGGCUGAACGUAUGAUAUUGUUCAACAGUUUGCUCGUUUCACGUCGAAUCUUGUGGUACCUUGUUAUUGACAUAUUGAUUUGGCCGGUAUGGCCUUUCUCGUGGCGAAACAGCCAGCGAAAGAAUGAGAACUCGUUUCUGUCAGUAGGCACGACCGCAUCGAACGAAAGUAUAAAACGUGCUUUGCUUUCGUGCUGAUAGCUUGGUGCGGCUGCCGUUUCACCUUGACGUUGGAACACAUCGUACGUAGUGGCACGUUUCGGUUGAUAUUCCGGGAACAAUGCAGAACCGAGUGACAGUCGUUCGUGUAUCGUGAAGAUUUUCGCAAUAUCAUUUCGUUUAUAAAUGCAAAGAGACAAAGACAAUGGAGGAAAUGAAAUCAUGCUAGACUAUAUGGAUAAAUGAUUCAAAUCCGUUCAGCGUUCCGCAACGCUAUUUACAUAAUUUAGCAAUAUUAACGCAGGCCGUUUUAGAGACCGCAUAAGAAUCAGACGUACAAACAAAAGAGUCAUCCUCAUUUAACAAGUAUUUUCUUAUUAUCGUUUUUUACGAACUUUGUACAUUCCAGUCAUUUCCUCGAACAUAACCUACCGAACGUACAAAUAAUUACUAGAUCGACAAAGGACCAAGUUAAGGUUCAACCCAGCUGAUAAACAAAUUAACAGCUUUCAGGGAAUCUUAUCGUCUAAUAAGCGUGGCAUCUUCGAUUUCGGCUCACUCGGUUCGUUAACUCGUCUAGAGGGUAGUAUCCCUCCGGGUCGUUAUCCCAUUCCAUGAGCUGACAAGGAAGGGUACACUCACUGGGAGGUAGAAUCCUACCAACCGGCAGCUAUUCUAUGCUUCAAGUUUCAGAUUGCACUUGAAGAGAAGAAAUGGCCCCCUGCAAGGUUACCAACAACCAUGUCGAUAAUUUCUGAUUCUUCGUAGCGAUUUAAUUCACCGUGUAAGCAUGUCGUCCGUGUGGUCGUCGUUCAUCGACUUUCUAGCUUGACAUUCCAUUUGGAAACCGUCGAACCAGUUGCACAUAUUCGACAGUCAUGACGAAAAGAGGAACUAAGAGGUUAAUGAACGACAGAACGAGGAAAAAAUAGAGCUAAUUUGCACCGACAUUCGGGGGUAUCCCAAAAGACUGAGUUCUAGCGGUGAAAAGUAAGUGUACAGAGAAGUAGACCAUCAGGAAGAACGUGUUCAGACAGCACUGUCUGUCGUUUGCAACAUUCCUACCAGUGUAUCCGGAACAACACAGAGGGGAGAGGCGUACAAGUGUUCCGGGUAGCCAAACUCGAACCAGCUCGGAUAUGGCAGCUGUCGUUCUUUCACGGCUCCAUAGUGAUCGUCAAUGCUGUUACCGGCAGUAUAGUACCUGUCAAUCGGGCGAACAGGUGUCGUCGCGAAGUAUCCAGGUUGGGACACGCGGUUCCUCGUGAUACGGGAUCCGGUGUCGUCGAUCGAUCGAGAGACACGAGCGUGAGCUCGCGCGCAUUUCUAACGACCGAAAGUGUUUGUGUGAUACGGUGAGUGAAUCGAAGAGGAAGUAGGGCAGAAAAGGAAACGAGGAAAAUAUAAUUGCAUCGUUGUCAGUAGAUUCUGUUAAGGAUGAAGAACGUGGCCAUCGAUUCACCGUCGCCUGUGUCCAGGCUCAGCGGCACUCUUCUACUACUCCUGACGCUCCUAGCCGAGGUCACAUACUCGGCUGAUCUUGCUAUCGAAAUACCAGGGAAUUUGAGCCAAGGCGGCUCAUGGUAUCGUUUAGACUACAGCCCUCCCGUUGGUUAUCCACCACCCAACACCACCAUAGCCGCCGUCGACAUCGGUGACGUCAUCAAGUUCAAAGAUGGGCUUCCUGGUACUAAAUACGAAUUUUGGUUGUAUUAUAGUAAUAGCACCCUUCAUGACUGGCUCACAUGGACUGCCUCCAUUACCACAGCACCGGAUCCACCCUCGAACCUGACCGUUUCGGUGCGAAAUGGAAAGAACGCGAUAGUCUAUUGGGCACCGCCAGCUCAGGGCAAUUAUUCCGGUUUCCGGUUGAGGGUGCAAAGCUUUAGCGACACCGGAAAUCCAAAAACAAGCGUCAUCUCAGCGGAUGCGGUUCCCUAUUUGCUUCGUGAUCUCAUCCCUGGGGCAACGUAUUCCCUGCAACUUUUCACUGUGUUGGACACCAAAGAAAGCGUUGCUUACACUAGCAGAAAUUUCACCACGAAACCCAACACACCCGGCAAGUUUAUCGUAUGGUUUAGAAACGAAACGACCUUGUUGGUCCUCUGGCAGCCACCUUAUCCUCCAGGGAUUUAUACCCAUUACAAAGUUAGUAUAGAUCCUCCCGAUGCCAUAGAAUCUGUUCUUUAUGUGGAAAAAGAAGGCGAACCCCCUGGGCCAGCGCAAGCUGCUUUCAAGGGACUAGUUCCUGGUCGAGCUUAUAAUAUCUCCGUGCACACCGUGUCCGAGGAUGAAACUUCAGCCCCAACAACGGCCCAAUAUCGAACAGUGCCAGUAAGGCCAGUAAACGUAACUUUUGACAAGUCUUCGAUAACUUCCACUUCCUUCCGCGUUUUCUGGAGUCCACCUGAUGGAAUGUCCGAAUUCGAUAAGUAUCAAAUAUCGUUGGGAGGUAAUCGAAGACUAGCGCCAGUUACCAGAAACAAGGAUGAUGAGACUAAAUGGGAGUUCAAAGAUCUGGAACCAGGGAAAACUUAUCAAGUUAUUUUGAAGACUGUCUCUGGAAAAGUCACUAGUUGGCCAGUCAGUGGUGACGUUACUUUGAAACCACUACCUGUGCGUGAUCUCCGUGCUGUGAUUGACGAAAAAACAGGAAUGGUGGAGGUUUCUUGGCAUCCUGAAAAUUCGAGUACUCAGGACAGCUACAAACUUCAAUACCACGAAGUAGAAACAACGAUCAGCGGUGAUAGCAACACGCUAACAACUGAUAAGACAAAAGUGACUUUAGAAGCGUUGCUACCUGGCAGAAAUUACUCCAUAAUCGUGCAAGCCAUCAGCAACAAGGUUGAGUCAAACGAGACUGUUUUGUACCAAGUCACACGGCCUUCGAGUCCGAUAAUCGAGGAUCUGAAACCCAGCGAAACAGGACUGAAUAUCUCGUGGAAAAGCGAUGUAAAUUCGAGGCAAGAGAAAUUUGAGGUGACACUUAACAGAAAUGACACGGGAGAGAGUGCCACGACCCUUACAACGGAGUCACAUAUCGUUUUGGGGGACUUGUACCCGGGUGCUGCGUACCAAGUCAAAGUUUUCGCUAUCAGUCAUGGACUCAGGAGCGAACCCCAUGAUUAUCUUCAAGCCGUUUUACCACAUCCACCAAAGAAUCUAAGCAUCGAAAGGGUGACAAGCAACACCGUCGUCGUUCACUGGGAAGCUCCUACAGAUUCUCUGUAUUCUGAAUUCUCGAUUAGAUAUCGAACCGAAGACGAUCCUAGAUGGGUGAAAUUACCUAGUGUGCGAGAAACGGAAGCGGAAGUUGCGGAUAUGACUGCUGGAGAAAAGUACACGAUUCAAGUGAACACUGUGAGUUACACAGUGGAGAGCCUUUAUCCGCUUCAAGUUAAUCACACUGUUCGACCAAAUCCAGUGCUCAACAUUACACCGAUCAUUGACUCCACGAACGUGACCUUGGAAUGGCCAAGGCCAGAAGGUCGAAUCGAAACGUACGUAAUAAGAUGGUGGCCAGUCGAAAAUCCCGAUGAUCUACGUACAAAAAAUAUCACGGAAAGUAACGAUGUGUCCAGCAUCGUUUUUGACGAAAACGCAGUGCAAAGGGUGCUGGUCAGCGACCUGAUGCCAGGUGUUCAAUAUAACUUUACCAUCUACACCGUUUCUUAUAAUUUGGUUAGCGAUGUAACCAAUUUAACAACCAGAACAAUGCCACUGAUCCAAUCGGAGGUCGUUGUGGUGGUCGAUCGAGAUCAACCCGACUCGUUGACAUUAAGGUACACACCGACACCGAUCCAAUCGUCCAAGUUCGAUCUGUAUCGUUUCCGGAUUAGCGAUGAGAACAACACGACGAAAGAACGUCUGGUCAACGAUACCGACACCAAGGUGACGUUCACUGGCCUAACACCUGGUAAACUCUACAACGUGACGGUUUGGACAGUCAGCGAUAAUGUCGAAAGCAGACCUCUGAUCAGACAGGAUCGACUUUAUCCUGAACCGAUAACAGCGAUCCAGGCGAUAGACAUCAACGACACCAGGAUCACAUUAACGUGGGACAUUCCGCGUGGUCAAUACGACGCCUUCGAGGUCCAAUACAUAAACACAGAAGGAAAUUACAUUCAGAACAUCACGUCGUUCAAUUCGAUAACCAUUUCCGACUUGAAACCACACAGGAAUUACACGUUCACUCUCGUGGUACGCUCCGGCACAGCAUCCUCAAAUCUCAGGAUAUCGAAUCCUUUGAGCGCCAGUUUCACCACCAGCGAAUCUUACCCUGGAAAGGUGGAGAAGUUCCAUCCUACGGACAUUCAGCCCAGUGACAUCAGCUUCGAAUGGUCUUUGCCUAGUCAGGAACAGAAUGGCAUCAUCAGAAAAUAUACCAUCACUUAUGGAUUGGAGGGUUCAGCACAUACUCAGAUGCAGGACUUCAGACCAAACGAAUACCGUGGCAUCAUCAAAUCCCUCAUACCUGGCAAAACAUACAUCUUCCGUAUCCAAGCGCAGACGAAAAUUGGUUUCGGACCUGAAGCAGUGUGGAAACAAAAGAUGCCUAUACUGGCACCUCCAAAGCCACCGACACAAGUGGUACCAACUGAAGUCUGCAAAAGCAGCAGCACGAUUCAGAUACGGUUCAGGAAGAACUAUUUCAGCGAACAGAAUGGAGCUGUGACUUCGUACACCAUCAUCGUGGCGGAGGAUGAUAGCAAAAAUGCUUCUGGCUUGGAGAUGCCUAGUUGGAGGGACGUGCAGGCGUACAGCAUAUGGCCACCUUACCAGGUGAUGGAACCUUAUUAUCCAUUCAAAAAUGGAUCCGUGGAGGACUUUACGAUCGGUAGCGAAAAUUGUGACAACAAAAUAGGAUACUGCAACGGGCCUCUGAAGUCUGGAUCCACCUACAGAGUAAAAGUCCGAGCGUUUACAGCACCUGAUAAAUUCACGGACACCAGUUACAGUUUCCCAAUUCAAACAGAUAAAGACAACACGGCCAUCAUUGUCGGAGUGACGGUUCCAAUAGUGCUUUUGUUAACUCUACUCGGUAUCGGCUUAUUGGUGAGAAGAAGAAGAAGUCAAGGUCGUAAAACAACUGAAACACGGACCACGGAUAACUUGUCUUUACCAGACAGCGUCAUUGAGACCAGUCGGCCAAUCAAAAUAGAGGACUUCGCAGAGCAUUACAGAACAAUGUCAGCGGAUUCCGACUUUCGUUUUUCGGAAGAAUUCGAAGAGUUAAAGCACAUUGGAAGAGAUCAACCAUGUACAGCAGCGGAUUUACCUUGCAAUAGGCCAAAGAAUCGUUUUACGAAUAUUUUGCCCUAUGAUCAUAGCAGAUUUAAGCUUCAACCUGUAGAUGAUGAAGAAGGAUCUGAUUAUAUCAACGCCAACUAUGUUCCGGGUCAUAAUUCUCCAAGGGAGUUCAUCGUCACGCAAGGUCCUCUACAUUCGACACGUGAUGAUUUCUGGAGAAUGGUCUGGGAAAGCAACAGCAGAGCAAUUGUGAUGCUAACAAGGUGCAUCGAAAAAGGCAGAGAAAAAUGUGACCAUUAUUGGCCGAUGGAUACACUACCAGUUUAUUACGGAGACAUUUGCGUUACGAUAUUGAACGAAACGCAUUAUCCAGACUGGAGCAUCACGGAGUUCAUGUUGUGCAGAGGUGACGUUAAGAGGGUCAUUCAGCACUUCCACUUCACCACGUGGCCAGAUUUCGGUGUCCCAAGUCCACCUCAAACCUUAGCCAGAUUCGUGAGAGCAUUUAGGGAAAGAGUUCGUCCAGAUCAAAGACCAAUCGUGGUUCAUUGUAGCGCUGGAGUGGGUCGCAGCGGUACUUUCAUUACCUUAGAUCGAAUCCUUCAGCAGAUCUUGGUGUCCAAGUAUGUGGAUAUCUUCGGAAUAGUUUGGGCAAUGAGGAAAGAGCGUGUCUGGAUGGUCCAAACCGAGCAACAGUACAUCUGCAUACAUCAGUGCCUUCUGGCGGUGUUGGAAGGCCAGGAUAUGACUGGACCACCUAGGGAAAUUCAUGACAAUCAAGGGUUCGAAGGCAAGAAUCGAAGCUCCGUUGAAAACGCAAACAGUCCUGCUGAAGAUGAAAAGGAAAGGUGACCCUCAAACUGCGAUUCCUGCGUCGAUGACGACGAAGGAAUAGCGGAAUCAGGGAUGUGAUGCUCGAAUACCUCAUAUCGUUCAGGGAUCAACGAAUACGAGGAUCAUUUAGAGGUAUUUUGAAGGACGACAGUGGCAUUCGAUGGCCCGUGUGUUUAGAACUCAAACAAAUAAACGGAAGCUGGAGCUGAGGAAGAAUCAAUGUGUCUGGUUCUGUUUAGAAAGACUUGUGAUGAAUUUUUUUUCAACCAUGAUUCCAGAAGUGAUUGUUUUCUAGUUAGUUUCCUCGUGGCGGGCGACACGUGCCCAAGUGAUAACAGUUUUAGUUUUCAUUCACGUUUUGUGAAACUGUGAACUGAACGACGCCAAAGCUCACGAAGAAGUUUUGUACACGGGAAGAGUUCGAGAUCGUCUUGACAGCACGUGGAUGGUAAAUCAGCCGACAAUAAUUCAUUUCCACUAAUGCUUUAUAGCGGAAGUGUGGCUCGAAAGGUAAUUUACUCAUUCUGGAGAGAAUUUAUGCGAACGAGAAUUCCCAGAUUUUGUAUCGUAGGUGGACAAACUUUAGGAGAGAAAUUCCUUCCCUUUUCAAAUUAUAAACACUUUCUGGCUUUGAUAACAUUUGAAAGAUGUUUGAAAUUUUUUUAGAAUUUCUAACAUUUCGAAACGUUUCUACGGAAAUUGUAAUUGUAAGAGACUUGAAUUAGUAUAUAUAAUUAAGGCGUAAUGAGUGGAGAAGGAAAAGUGUAAAUAUCAGUUUAUAUCGAUCACUUUAAUUUUUAAGUGUACAGGAUAUUUAAGUAUAUUGUGUAUGGUCAAAGGAGUUUAGAGGUUGCCAUAAUUGGACUACAUGUACGUUAAAGCUGCUGAUAUGUUAGUAUAAUUGGUUUUCUAUUUUUACAGUUGAUUAAUAUAAUGAUUAUUAUGUAUAACUGUAUUGUGACAGUUAAUGAAAUAUAUUAACAUCAAUUUCCAAU
Molecule: messenger RNA, 8375 nt
Organism: Megachile rotundata (alfalfa leafcutting bee)
Lineage: Eukaryota; Metazoa; Arthropoda; Insecta; Hymenoptera; Megachilidae
Gene: Ptp10D
Product: Protein tyrosine phosphatase 10D
Biological process (GO): protein dephosphorylation
Molecular function (GO): protein tyrosine phosphatase activity; protein binding
Source: RefSeq, a predicted model, not a curated record